Molecule: messenger RNA, 1860 nt
Organism: Lecanosticta acicola
Lineage: Eukaryota; Fungi; Ascomycota; Dothideomycetes; Mycosphaerellales; Mycosphaerellaceae
Source: the annotation of a GenBank genome assembly
AUGAAGAGCGUGGUAGUGGCGCUGGCAGCCCUGCAAUACGCCUCGAGCGUAUCUGCUGCAUCCACGCCGCGAGGUGUUGGGCCCGAAUGUACGUCAAAAACAACCAAAACCUCCCCGGAAGCUCUGCUAGACAUUUCCCUUCCUCUUCCUUGCCAAAAAUGCCAUUCUAACCCUCCCUCUCCCGAAUAGUCGCCCAAUUCUACCAGGACACGAAACGCUUCACCUGCGUCUCCAACCCCAAAAUCACCGUUCCCUUUUCGCGAGUCAACGACGAUUACUGCGAUUGUCCCGACGGCUCAGACGAGCCGGGCACUUCGGCCUGCGCACAUCUCUCCCCUCUAUCGCCGCACACACCCGCCGACAGCAUCCCUUCCGCAGUGAACGUCACAGCUGUCCUCCCGGGCUUCUACUGCCAGAACAAGGGCCACCUCCCCAGCUACGUGCCCUUCACGAACGUCAACGAUGGCAUUUGCGACUACGAGCUCUGCUGUGACGGAAGCGAGGAAUGGGAAGGCGUAGGAGGCGUGAAAUGUAAAGAUAAGUGUGACGAGAUUGGCAAGGAAUGGCGGAAACACGACGAGGCGCGGCAGAAGGGACGCUCCAAGGCGUUGAAGAAGAGGGAGGAAUUGGUGCAGGAAGCGAAGAGGUUGAGGCAGCAGAUUCAGGAUCGCUUGCAGAGCCUCACGACCGAGAAGGAAGGACAGGAGAUCAAAGUCAAGAAUCUGGAGAGGGAAUUGGCCGAGGUACGGAAGAGUGAGGCUGGGAAGGUUGUGAAGAGUUCGGGAGGCACGGGCGGGAAGAUUGGACAGUUGGUCGAUCUGGGAUCGAGGAGGACUGAGGAACUGCGGAGCAAGUUGAAGGAUGUGAGGUUCAAGCUCACCGACAGCCAGUCGAGGCUGAAGCAGCUGGAGAGUAUCAUGAGUACAUUCCACGAGGAGUACAACCCCAACUUCAACGACGAGGGUGUGAAGCGGGCUGUGAAAGCCUGGGAGGACUACAUUGCCGGCUCUGGUUCUCAAGACCAACCCAACGACGCCACGGAGCGUGAUUUGGACGAGAUCGUGAAGUCCGACGCCGAGAAUGGCCUCGACUGGACCGCCUACGCCGAGGAAGAAGAAGAGGAGCUCGUAGCCAGCAAGUCCCCCACAACCACACUUGCCCCAACUCCAUCCACUAACCUCUCUCCCAGUCUACUCCUUCCUCGAAUACCUCCCCCCAUCCCUCCGCGGCUGGCUCGACGACUCCCUCCGCUCCCUCCGCCAAACCCUCAUCGACAACGGCAUCCUCGCCUCCUCCCCCUCCUCCACCCCCAACGAGAGCAAGAAAGUGCAAGACGCCCGCGCCGCCCUAGAAGCCGCCCAGAAGGACCACGAAACGCACGCCAAAACCCUCCAGGAAACCACCGAAGAUCUCGCCCGCGACUUCGGCCCCGAGGACGUCUUCCGCGCUCUCAAGGACCGCUGCGUCGAGCGCGACAGCGGCGAAUACACCUACGAACUCUGCUACCUGGCCAAGACGACGCAGAAGCCGAAAAAGGGCGGCGGGAACACGAACAUGGGCAAUUACGUCGGGCUCACGACCCUCGCCGUCGACGAAGACUUGCCUCCGAACGGCAAGGGCCUCGGGUCCGGGGAGCGGAUCGCAAUGAAGUAUGAGAAUGGGCAGCAUUGCUGGAAUGGGCCGCAUCGGAGCACGACGGUGGUGCUGGCGUGCUGGGAGGAAGAUGAGAUCUGGAAGAUCAUGGAGGAGGAAAAGUGUGUCUAUCGCAUGGAAGUGGGCACGCCUGCGGUCUGUGCGGAGGGCGAUAAUCAUGUGCGAGCGGGGAAGGCAGGGGGCGCUGGUGGCAAGGAUGAGUUGUAG